Morus notabilis is the source of this 2474-nucleotide messenger RNA. Its product is annotated as inactive protein kinase SELMODRAFT_444075. Bases 1 to 2379 code for a protein of 792 amino acids. Gene Ontology annotation, molecular function: ATP binding; protein kinase activity. The record is from RefSeq and is a predicted model, not a curated record. Gene Ontology annotation, biological process: protein phosphorylation. NCBI's taxonomy places the organism in Eukaryota, Viridiplantae, Streptophyta, Magnoliopsida, Rosales, Moraceae. The transcript has 10 exons.
AUGGAAGGAGAUAUAAUUUUAGUGGCAGUUGAUGCAAGUAAGGAGAUCACAGAUUGUGCACUUGAAUGGGCAGUGCGUAAUGUGGCAAGUGCUUCAGACUCUCUAAUCCUUCUAGCCCUUCUUCCUUCACAGACGUGUUCUCUCGCAAGUCCAAAUGUUCAAAAACAUCGUUCGAGAACGUCUCAGUUCUUCUCUUGCCUGCUAAAGAAGUUCGGUAUAGGCUGCAGCAAAAAGGGGAGUUCUUCUGAUGAUAUAGUUCUCAUUAAUGGAGUUCACCACGACGUUUUCGAGAGAAUCAACAAUGUCUUUUCUCAUAUGAUGCAGGAACUAUGCUCAGCUCAUGAUCUUAUGCAGGUGCACACUGAAGUGAAAAUUGUGGCUGAUGUGCAAUUGAGUUUGGUUGCUUUGAAAGCUAAAGAGCUUCAAGCAACUUGGGUAAUUCUAGACAGACACUUGAAGAGAGAAAGUGAUUAUUGCGUGAAACUACUGAAUUGCAAUAUUGUGCUCAUGGAUCAUGCCAUGCCGAAAAUCCUGAAAGCAGUAAAUCUACCAACAGUCAAGAGCUUUAAUAAGGGAAACCAUCAAAUCGACGAAUCAGAAAAUGACAUGUCUGGUUUGGUUCCUAGGAAGUUUCAUGAUUACAUUAGUAAUGUCACAACUCAGAGCAGCCUAGAUGCAGAGAGUCCCAUUUUCGAUACAGACAUGUCAUGCUCAUUGUCUAGCCCUUCCACAAGCAAUCUUAUUCCAUACAAGAACUUUCUUGAUCUGAAUUCCCAGUACUUCCAUGAGAAAGUGGAAGCACAAGUAACAUUCAAAAAGUCUCAUUUGCACAGCAAAUUCCAACCAUUUAAUAAGGCAUCAAAUUUUGUCACUGGCAAAUCACAUCCAAAGUUAUUGGCCAAUAAUCCCUUGUAUGAGAAAAACAACAGCUUUGAUGGUAUUUCAGAAAUUGAUAUUUCAAAAGAAAUGGAAGAAGUUUAUGGUAAUAUUACACAGAAGGCAAUUGUUCCACCUAGAAGAUCAGUUGACUCAGCAAGCUUGAGGCAAAAUCUUGGGAGCUCACACUCCUCUAAACAUAUGAUUACUAUAAGAGACUCCAUAUCCGAUAACAAAACCGAACCCCUUGUUGAGUCUUCCACUUCUCCAACCAUCAACAGAACAUCGAGCGUAAGAAAAGCCAUGUCCCUAUACAUAAAACAACCACCAAACCCUCCACCUCUAUGUUCUAUAUGUAAGCAUAAUGCUCCUAUUUUUGGCAAGUCACCAAGGAAGUUCAGCUUCAAAGAGAUAGAAAGAGCUACCAAUGGAUUCUCAAGUGAAAAUUUCUUGGCAGAAGGUGGUUUCGGUCCUGUACACAAAGGGGUCUUGCCUGAUGGGCAGGUUGUUGCUGUGAAGCAACAUAAAAUGUUGAGUGCUCAAGGGGCAUCUGAGUUUUGCUCCGAGGUUGAAGUGUUGAGCUGUGCACAGCAUAGAAACUUAGUGAUGUUGGUGGGUUACUGCACCGAAACUGAGUGGCUUCUGGUGUAUGAGUUUGCUUGCAAUGGUUCAUUAGACAAACACUUGUAUGGGACAGAGAGAAAAGAGCUGAUGUCUUGGGAAAAUAGGAUGAAAGUUGCAAUAGGAGCCGCAAGAGGACUGAGAUAUCUACACGAAGAUUGCCGAGUCGGUUGCAUUGUACAUAGAGACUUCAGACCCAAUAACAUCCUCCUCACUCAUGACUUUGAACCCAUGGUAGGAGAUUUCGGACUUGCAAGAUGGCAAGUGGAUGGCCAGUCAGCUGAGGAGACGCGGGUUAUCGGUGCAUUAGGGUAUUUAGCACCUGAAUACACACAGAGUGGACUUAUAACAGAGAAAGCUGAUGUGUAUGCAUUUGGGGUGGUUUUGUUGGAGCUCCUAAGUGGCUUUAAUGUUACUGAAUUCUCAAGAAGAACAGGGCAACAGUUUCUAUCAGAGUGGGGCUCUCCAUUGCUUGAAAGCAUGAAAAUCAAUAAGAUCAUAGACCCUAGAUUGGGAAACAAUUAUGUGAAAAAGGAAGUACAAUGCAUGAUGGUUGCUGCCAAUCUUUGCAUCUCACCCCACCCUGAAAAGAGACCAAGGAUGUCAAAGGUAUUGAAAAUACUGGAAGGAGAUCUUCUUACUGAUACGGCUUGUGAUCACAGACAGAAGCCCUCUCUUUGUUCGUCACAAGACGCAAACAGUAGCCAAGCUACUGAUCAGCCAAGUCCACCAAGAAUAAGUGGGCGAAGAGAGAAUCAGCAUAGCACAAUCAAGCCAAAGAAUCUCUCCAAGAACCAACCGGAAGUUGAUGACAGUGAAGAAUAUCAAGCAUACUUGCGCAAUUCACUGGCCAAGUUUGUUCAAAACUUGAAUGGAAACUAAAGCAUGAAGUUCUUAGAGCAGGAUGGAAUUUGAAUUUUGCAGGGAUUAUUAUACCAAGAAAGCUGUAAAAAUUUAUUAGGGGGAAAAACCAAUAA